Molecule: messenger RNA, 1650 nt
Organism: Melampsora larici-populina 98AG31
Lineage: Eukaryota; Fungi; Basidiomycota; Pucciniomycetes; Pucciniales; Melampsoraceae
Exons: 8
Coding region: 1-1650 (549 amino acids)
Molecular function (GO): iron ion binding; heme binding; oxidoreductase activity, acting on paired donors, with incorporation or reduction of molecular oxygen
Source: RefSeq, a predicted model, not a curated record
AUGAUCAACAUCUCCGCUCUAGACUCUAACAUAUUUCUAUUGGCUCUAAUCAUUUCAUUUAUCAUCAUUUUAUAUCUAUCUUUGAUUCCAAUUCCUAUAAGAGGUAUACCUUCAAACAAACCACUUACUCCCUUUGGUGAUCUGUUCAAAUUGUACCCCCUUCCAAAGUUUACCAACAUCAAGAAUCAAACCUUUUCACGUACUAAAACAUUGGCAGAAAUCGGUGCAAGUUUCAAAGGAGCUAGAUUGGUACAAGUCUCGAUAGGACCAGCUGGAACUUGGAUUAGUUCAUGGUUUGGAAAAUGUUGGGUGAUUGUUAAUGAUCCUGAUUUAGUGGUUGAGAUUUGUCACAAGAGAGCAAAUGAUUUCCCGGAUCCAGGUUUGGGAUUAGAUGUAUAUCGAGGAAUUAUUCCGAAUGGACAACUUUCACUUCGAACUAACAAGGUCUUCAAACAACAUCGUAGAGCUAUUGGAGCAUCAAUGACUUCCUCAUAUCUAUCCAAGAUCACUCCCAAGAUAACUCGUUCUGUGACUGAACUCAUCCAACUCUGGAAGAUGAGAUGUAAAGUUUUAGAUCAGAGUGGAGAGUUAUGCUUUAAAGCGGCGCAAGAUCUGAGAUUGAGUACAAUGGAUACUAUCUCAGAUAUCAUUUUUGGUGAAUCAUUUGGAGUUACCUCUUCUCGUCUUGAUCACCUAGAACGUUUAGCAAAAGGUCCAGUCACGGCAGAUGAGCGACCAAAGUUCCCUGGUUUAGCUCAUGGCUUAAACCUAAUUGUGGGAGAUGUAGCAAAAGCCUUUAUAUCACCAUCACCUAGACUGUUUUGGUUCUUUCGAUCGAUCUUGAAUCGAUUCGAACCUUCUCGUGCUUCUAUUUUUUCAUUCUUGGAUCAAGCCGUUGAAAGUUCCAAAGCUUCAGAUGGUGGUAGGACUAGUUCGAUUGUUGAUCUCUUGGUUUCUGAUCAACUUGAAGCUCAACGAAGAGGAGAGUCCGCUUUGAGUGAUGCUGAGAUCCGAGAAGAACUGUUAGUCUACUGGGUGGCAGGCCAUGGUACAAUGGCAUGCACACUAGCAUGGGCGGUUAAGCUAUUAGCAAGCGCGCCUGAAGUCCAAAAACGAUUGAAAUAUGAAUUAAUGAUGUUCCUUCCGACACCUGAAGAGCGAUCGCCUACUUACUCUGACUUGACCAAAUCAAGUCAAGAUCUAUCUUACCUCGAUGCUGUCGUUCACGAGCUAUUGAGGUGUGCAAGAACCUUGGCGGAUGUAUCGAGGGAGACGACCAGUGAGGUGAUUCUUGCCGAUACUGUUAUCCCACCACGUACUACCAUCGUCAUGCCUCAUGGCUACUGGGGAGAUCGAAGCUUCAAGCCUGAACGAUGGCUAGAUGCUGAUGGUCGAUUCGACUACCAUAAACCUGGUCCUUUCCAUGCUUUUGGACAUGGUCCCAGGGGAUGUUUCGGCCGAAAUUUGGCACUACUCGAGAUGAGAUUGUAUAUUGCAAUGCUAUCGAUGGAAAUUUUCUUUGAUCAAGUUCCUGAUGGACUGGAUACGAUGGAAUCGAUCGAGCUAGUCGCCAAUCAUCCGGUUUCCUGCGUAGUUCGACCUCGUCUCUGGUCUGAGCUUGAUCUUCAUGAGGAUAGCACGACUCCAUAA